CAUCUGAGUUGAUGACGAAGAAAAAUUUUGCUAUUAAAAGAAAGCCCAGUUUCAUGGAAAACGUAGGAAUAUUAAGCUAAAUGAAAAUAUUAAUGUCUAACCCUUUAAAAAGAGAGACAGUUAAUAUUUCAUAAGAUUGAGUAAAUAUCUUUUUCAGAGAUGUCUGAUGAAGAUGAUUAUAUGUCAAGUGCAUUUCUAGACGUCAAAGAAGAUAUACGUCCAGGUUUGAUUUUCUCUAAAAGUGUGAAGAGGAAACAUGAAAUAGAAAAGAAAAAAGUAGAAUCAAAUAAAUAUUUUAGAACUAAAUCAAUCAAGCAGCUUGAAGAAGAACAUCGAAAUGCUGGUUUAGAAUCUGCACUGAAUUCGGAAAAUAAAGGGUUUGCCAUGCUUCAGAAAAUGGGUUACAAACCAGGUAUGAAGUUAGGUGCUCAAAAGGAUAAUUCUUCUGGUGCUGGAUUAUCAGAACCUAUUAAAGUAAAAAUCAAAACGGACAGAGGUGGUUUGGGUAGCGAAGAAGAAAUUAGAAUGAAAAUCGAGGAACGUGAAAAAAGAAGGGCUGAAAUUAAAGUGUAUAAACAACAAGAAACUGAACUUUUGACAAAGGAAUUUGUGGAAAGAAUGAGGAAUAAAAUAUUUUAUAAACAUUUAAUGAGUGACCUUAGGAAGAGUCAGAAGGUGUGUGAACAACUAGAUAUUGAACAUGAUGUGAAAGAACCUAUGAGAGAUUGGUUUUGGUUUUCACAGGAGGAAGAGCAUGAAUCUGAUGAAGAUUUUGAGGAGGAGGAGGAGGAACAAGAGCUGGAUCCUGAAGAACAAUUGUAUUUUAUAUUAGACUAUUUGCGAUCUAAAUAUUUAUAUUGUUUAUGGUGUGGUAUAAAAUAUGAUAGUUCAGAGGAUAUGGAUAAACAUUGUCCAGGAACAGAAAAGUGUGACCACGAUGAAUGAAUAAAUAUUUUGAUCUUAAUCUAACAUGAUAAAAACAUUUUAAAAUAAUACAAAAAGUUUCUGCGAAUUAAUUUCUGUACCAUGUAUUAUUUGUAUAUAUAAUUUAGCAAUAUUUUUUUCCACCAUAUGUGUUUGAAAGAUUCUGUAGAAUAAAAGUGUAAUAAAUAAAAUGACAGUUUGAUUUUUUAAUUUG
Messenger RNA from Stegodyphus dumicola, 1138 nucleotides. RefSeq names its product G patch domain-containing protein 11. NCBI's taxonomy places the organism in Eukaryota, Metazoa, Arthropoda, Arachnida, Araneae, Eresidae. The record is from RefSeq and is a predicted model, not a curated record. Gene Ontology annotation, cellular component: kinetochore. Gene Ontology annotation, molecular function: nucleic acid binding.